Molecule: messenger RNA, 219 nt
Organism: Metarhizium brunneum ARSEF 3297
Lineage: Eukaryota; Fungi; Ascomycota; Sordariomycetes; Hypocreales; Clavicipitaceae
Source: RefSeq, a predicted model, not a curated record
AUGUACGGCGUGGAAAUUGUCGCCUUUGUCACGUCGGUUGGCAAUAUCAAGCUCUUCGGCGAUACGGACGCCAUGAGCGCCGACCCCACGUUCCUCAGCCUAGCCGACACAAUUACCCACGACAAGGUCGACGAGUUCCUGACGCCGAAGCCUCGAAGCGCAUGGAGGUCCGCGUCGCCGGCCUGCGCGACCAAAACGACAGCACCGGCGGCACGGUAA